CUGGUGCUCAGCCCCACGAAACCUACACCUCUCCACCUGCUUUUCGCAUGUCCUUCUCCUCCCCUCCUCCUCCGUGGGCCCCGCCAUCCCCGUCCAGCAUUUCGUCACUAUUUCGCCAUUCUCUCAGGUACCCGAGAAUCCAGUGAGAGAGUAUAUUUUGCUGUUUUAACUGCAAGUACUUUCCCAAUUCAAACUUCAAAGCGCAACGUUCUAUUGAUUCCAUGGAGUUCAAAUUCCGAUCGGUGGACGAGAGGCCGCCGCCGCCGUCGCCUUCUUCCGCCGUCAGCUACUUCUCCUCCGAGCAAGCCGCAUUCCGAGGCCAAACAGCUGCUCUUAUUACUUCGACUCUGUCGACGAUUUCAACACAACCGAAUUUUGCGCCACCACGAACGCCGCCGCCGUCGAUUUUCUGGAAUCCGGCUAUGAGAUUGAACCUGGACCCGGCCCAGAACCCGAGGUCCGUCUAUGACGAGAUGAUCGAGCGCCAGCUGGAGAAGGAGAUGAUCAGGGAGGAGAUUAUCGCGUCCGAGAUUGCGCGACGGCGGGCUCUGGAAGUGGAGGUGAGGAGAGAGCUCAUGCUCGAGCGGGAAAUCGCCAUGCGAAGACCCGCUGGCGAAGGGCUCGGUUUUGAUGAGGACCGGUUCGGCGACAUGCGGUUCGACCACAGAGUCCGCCACCCCUUCGAUGAUGACCGGUUCGGAUUCUUGGCUUCUCAUGCGCCCGCCACAUUCGAUAGUUUCACGUGGCGGCAGCAACCGGAACCUCUGACCAAUGGCUUCAAGUCGCAUCCGGCUCCUCCUCCUGCUUUAGACCUCAAUAACAAGGACAAGUUGAUCAUACUGGUGAAACCUGACCCAAAUCUCUCCGGAGUCAAGCGGAAAACACCACCAACAGUGAGUGCAAGUGAGCUACCCCCAUUUGGGUUGAAAAAGAAACCCAAGGAGGAAUGGAGCUGCGCCCUGUGCCAUGUUAGUGCAACAAGUGAGAAAGGCUUGAUUCAUCACAUUAACGGUAAGAAGCACCAAGCCAAGGAAGCAAGACUGAGAGCUCAGAAACCGAGCUCCAGCAAUGCACAAUCGUCAAAGAAAGCUGCAAACUUUUCUGAGCCUAAGAAGAUCCACGGUAUCAGAAGCACAGAAUUGAGGGCCAAACAAGUUAGAAAAUCGCUUGACCAUGAUGAAACCAGUGACGUUUCCAACCAGAAAAUGCAGGAGCAAGGCACUUCAAAAAAGGAAAAAGAGGAGCCGCCAAUGCUGAAAGACCAGUGUGGAGAGGUUCUCAAGAACAAGGACGAGGUUAAAAUGGUGGGAGGAGUGGAGAGAAAAGAAGAUGUAAAGAAACAGAAGACAUUUAAGUUUUGGUGUGAAAGUUGUAAAAUUGGUGCCUAUAAUCCAAAGGUGUGGUCGUCUCAUAUAAGUGGGAAGAAGCACAUUGCUAGGAGUCAGGAACUUACACAAUAUAAUGUUCCGAUUGCAAGUUUCAUGGCAUCAUCGGAGGCUAGCAAGGACGCAGAAGAUACUGAUACGGCCAAAGAAGCUCAGGAGAAGAUUCCAACAACCACUGCCAUUGCAUCAUCAGAGGCUAGUAUCGAAGCAGAAGAUUCUGAUGCGGCCAAAGAAGCGCACCAGAAGAUUCCAACACCCACUGCCAUACCAUCAGUAGAGGCUAGUACGGAUGCAGAAGAUGUAGACGCGGCCAAAGAAGCACAGGAGAAGUUCAAUGGCGUCAUGAUCGAGCUAAUGAGAAUUCAUAACACUGCUGUGGCAAAAGAAGCAAAGCACAGUGCGGAAAUUGUUGUUGCAGACACAGAUAAAUGAGCUGCAUACCCAAUGAUGAAUAAGUUGCAGCAGAGACAGGGCGCGAUUUGUCUGUUGAUGUCCUGCUUUUUAUUUCAAGUUUCGGGUUGUUUAUUUUCUGUACACCAUUUUUCUCUUUAUGCACGUUUUUUUUUUU
Molecule: messenger RNA, 1953 nt
Organism: Pyrus x bretschneideri (Chinese white pear)
Lineage: Eukaryota; Viridiplantae; Streptophyta; Magnoliopsida; Rosales; Rosaceae
Exons: 3
Coding region: 222-1817 (531 amino acids)
Molecular function (GO): nucleic acid binding; zinc ion binding
Source: RefSeq, a predicted model, not a curated record